GAAGCGGUUCCAUAUAGUCUUGAGCGUCACGGCCAUAUCCAAUCAAGCCUAGAGGUCUCGAAUUUUCAUCGUCCAUCUCGACAGCCGCCCAGAGGAAGAUGCGUACGAUCAAGAGAUCAUUCCACACCUCGAUUACGGUAACGAACCGCAAAGUGGGCCAUCUCGUCCUCCUGGCUUCUUGUGGCCGCCUUCUUGUUAGUCCGGCUUUGGAAUCGACCAUCGUCAGCUGAGCGUCUGCUCCUGCUGGAUAAUGCCCAUCCAACGCUAUCCGCCGUUAAUCCGAGUCUUCCGAAGUGUAUAUCAGCAAGUCGACAGCGUCCUCCGAUGCAACGGCGAGUUGAACGACUGUCGUGCCCCUUCAUCACUUUCGGCACGUUUGUCUCUACUUUCCGCUGUCGCGACUGUAUCACUAAGUCCUACCUCGACUUGUAUCUCUUGUCUCCUCUUUCUGUUUCGCACUUCCUGUACGGCCA
This is a messenger RNA of Fomitiporia mediterranea MF3/22, 473 nucleotides long. RefSeq lists its product as uncharacterized. The record is from RefSeq and is a predicted model, not a curated record. NCBI's taxonomy places the organism in Eukaryota, Fungi, Basidiomycota, Agaricomycetes, Hymenochaetales, Hymenochaetaceae. The annotation marks the transcript as partial. The transcript is spliced from 4 exons.